CUCUCCAACAGAUACUGGCGGGUGCCAUGGCUUCUCCUGCAUUGCCAAAAGGUCCACACUGCAAUCCCGCACCUGAAGGCCAAAACAGGAGCAGAGCAUCGUUGGUUGGAGCGGCAUUUCAGCGACCCAUACGUGAAGAAGGCCAGGCAGCGCAGCUAUCGUUGCCGCAGUGCCUUCAAACUAAUUGAAAUUGACGACAAGCACGGCAUCCUUCGUCCGGGGCUCCAUGUGGUGGACUGCGGCACGGCCCCUGGCGCUUGGGCCCAGGUUGCCGUCCAGAGAGUCAAUGCUGAAGGCUCCGAUCCAGACACACCUGUUGGUUUUGUCCUUGGGUUCGACCUGCUUCACAUUUCCCCCUUGGAGGGAGCUGUUUUUUUGCCUCAUUCCGAUCUCACAGAUCCGAGCACCCGGCAGAAAAUCCGGGAUUCGCUCCCCAAAGGGAAAGCAGACGUUGUCCUGAGCGACAUGGCGCCAAAUGCUACCGGGAUCCGAGAACUCGAUCACGACAGGUUAAUCCGGCUCUGCCUUUCCUUGUUGGAUCUCGCCCCACACAUUUUGCACCCUGGGGGGACCCUGCUGUGUAAGUUCUGGGAGUCCAAGGAGAGCCGCCUUCUCCAGAAGAGACUGACACAAGACUUCAAGGAAGUGAAGAGCAUAAAACCUCAGGCCAGCAGGAAAGAGUCAGCCGAGAUGUAUUACUUGGCAAAACUAUACAAAUCAAGAACAUAGCAGACAAAUAUUGAGUUCACAAUAAAAAGUUGGUAUCAAACA
Anolis carolinensis (green anole) is the source of this 771-nucleotide messenger RNA. RefSeq names its product mitochondrial rRNA methyltransferase 2 (gene mrm2). The annotation marks the transcript as partial. NCBI's taxonomy places the organism in Eukaryota, Metazoa, Chordata, Lepidosauria, Squamata, Anolidae. The transcript is spliced from 2 exons. Gene Ontology annotation, cellular component: mitochondrion. The record is from RefSeq and is a predicted model, not a curated record. Gene Ontology annotation, biological process: RNA methylation. Gene Ontology annotation, molecular function: rRNA (uridine-2'-O-ribose)-methyltransferase activity.